Ananas comosus (pineapple) is the source of this 4003-nucleotide messenger RNA. Its product is annotated as ubiquitin carboxyl-terminal hydrolase 12-like. The transcript is spliced from 32 exons. Gene Ontology annotation, molecular function: cysteine-type deubiquitinase activity; cysteine-type endopeptidase activity; protein binding. The coding region runs from base 178 to 3522 and encodes 1114 amino acids. Gene Ontology annotation, biological process: regulation of protein stability; protein deubiquitination. NCBI's taxonomy places the organism in Eukaryota, Viridiplantae, Streptophyta, Magnoliopsida, Poales, Bromeliaceae. The record is from RefSeq and is a predicted model, not a curated record. Gene Ontology annotation, cellular component: nucleus; cytosol.
CUCUCUCUCUCUCUCUCUCUUCUCGUCUCCCUCUCCCUCUUCUUCUCCUUUCCCUUCUCCGCCACCCUAAUUCUCCUCUCCCCGCUCCGUCUCCGGCGAUCCUCCGCCGCGGAUCGCCUCCUCCGCCAUCGCCUCCGUCGCCCCCUCCACCGCCGCCGCCGCCGCCGCCCCUCCUCCAUGACUAUGAUGACCCCCCCCGCCCUCGAACAGGAGGAUGAGGAGAUGUUAGUCCCGCAUCCGGAUAUCACCGAAGGAACCGAGCCAAUGGAAGUUGCACCGACGGAGACAGCUAUUACAGCAGAAAAUCAGCAAACAGAUGAGCCUUCAACCUACAGGUUUUCAUGGACAGUCGAGAAUUUUUCCAGGUUGGGCAUUAGAAAGCACUAUUCUGAGGUCUUUAUUGUCGGGGGCUAUAAGUGGCGAAUUUUGGUCUUUCCGAAAGGAAAUAAUGUAGACAAUCUUUCCUUGUACUUGGAUGUCGCUGAUUCAGCUCUCUUGCCCUAUGGAUGGAGUAGAUACGCACAAUUUAGCCUUUCUGUAAUUAAUCAAAUCAACAACAAGCAUACAGUAAGAAAAGAAGCACAACAUCUAUUUAAUGCACGAGAGAGUGAUUGGGGUUUCACCUCGUUUAUGCCUUUGUGUGAACUCUAUAACCCAAACAGAGGAUAUCUCAUGAAUGAUACAUGUAUCGUGGAAGCUGAGGUUGCCGUACGUAGGAUUAUUGAUUAUACAAAUUAUGACUCAAAAAAAGAGACAGGCUAUGUUGGUCUGAAGAAUCAAGGAGCCACCUGCUACAUGAACUCUCUUCUUCAGACUUUGUACCAUAUUCCGUAUUUCAGAAAGGCAGUUUAUCAUAUGCCCACAACAGAAAAUGAUAUGCCUUCUGCGAGCAUUCCUUUGGCUCUACAGAGUCUGUUUUAUAAGCUUCAGUAUAGUGAGAGUAGUGUAGCUACAAAGGAGCUCACUAAAUCUUUCGGAUGGGAUACGUACGACUCUUUUAUGCAGCAUGAUGUGCAAGAAUUAAAUAGAGUUCUGUGUGAGAAAUUGGAAGACAAGAUGAAGGGAACUGUUGUGGAAGGCACGAUACAACAUUUAUUUGAAGGGCAUCAGAUUAGUUAUAUUGAGUGCUUAAAUGUAGAUUUUAAAUCUACCAGGAAGGAAUCCUUCUAUGACCUUCAGCUGGAUGUUAAAGGCUGUCGGGAUAUUUAUGCAUCAUUUGAUAAGUACGUUGAAGAGGAGAAGCUAGAAGGUGAUAACAAGUAUCAUGCAGAACAGCAUGGUUUGCAGGAUGCUAAGAAAGGUGUUCUUUUUCUUGAUUUCCCCCCUGUUUUGCAACUUCAGCUAAAACGCUUCGAGUAUGAUUUCCUGCGGGAUAUGAUGGUGAAGAUAAAUGAUCGAUAUGAGUUCCCACUUCAGUUAGACCUUGACAGAGACAAUGGAAAGUACCUUUCUCCAGAAGCAGACAGGAGAGUUCGCAAUGUUUAUACUCUUCAUAGUGUUCUUGUACAUAGUGGUGGAGUGCACGGUGGACAUUAUUAUGCUUUUAUUCGACCUACUCUUUCUGAUCAGUGGUUCAAGUUUGACGAUGAGCAUGUAACAAAAGAAAGUAUGAAAACCGCAUUGGAGGAACAGUAUGGUGGCGAAGAGGAGUUAUCUCCGAAUAAUCCUGGCUUUAAUAAUACUCCAUUCAAGUUUACAAAGUAUUCAAAUGCAUAUAUGCUCGUUUAUAUUCGUGAGAGUGACAAGGAGAAAAUAAUAUGCAACGUGGAUGAGAAAGAUAUAGCCGAACAUAUACUAAUAAGAUUCAAGAAAGAACAAGAAGAGAAGGAACAGAAAAAAAAAGAGAAAGCUGAGGCACACCUCUACACCAUCAUAAAGGUAGCCCGUGAUGAGGAUUUGACAGCACAGAUUGGAAGAGAGAUUUUUUUUGAUCUUGUGGACUAUGAUAAAGUUCGGAGCUUCCGUGUCCAGAAACAGUUGCCUUUUAGCCAUUUCAAGGAGGAGGUCGCAAAAGAGAUUGGUGUCCCUGUGCAGUUUCAACGCUAUUGGCUCUGGGCCAAGCGGCAAAAUCAUACAUACCGUCCCAAUCGGCCAUUGACACCUCAGGAGGAAGCACAAUCUGUUGGACAGCUAAGGGACGUAACAAACAGAGCAUUUAAUUCCGAACUGAAGCUGUUCCUAGAGGUCGAGCUUGGACCGGAAUUUCGUCCUCUUCCUUUACCGGAAAAGUCGAAGGAUGAUAUAUUGCUUUUUUUCAAGCUUUAUGAUCCUGAAAAAGCAGAGCUGAGAUAUGUGGGAAGGCUUUUUGUGAAGGCUUCAGGGAAACCGUUUGAAAUUACAUCAAAACUAAAUGAAAUGGCUGGUUUUCCUUUAGAGGAUGAUAUUGAACUCUUUGAGGAAAUUAAGUUUGAACCACAUGUGAUGUGUGAACACAUUGACAAGAGGCAGAACUUUCGAGCUAGUCAGCUUGAAGAUGGGGACAUUAUUUGCUUUCAAAAAUCUCCAAGACCUGAAAAUGAAGAUCAAUAUCAAUAUCCUAGUGUUCCAUCCUUUUUGCAGUAUGUGCGGAAUCGGCAGGUUGUCCGCUUCCGAUCACUGGAGAAGCCUAAGGAGGAUGCUUUUUGUUUAGAGCUGUCAAAGCUUUCCACCUAUGAUGAUGUUGUUGACAAAGUUGCUCAUCACCUUGGCGUUGACGACCCAUCAAAAAUUCGGCUAACACCUCACAACUGCUAUUCUCAGCAGCCUAAACCUCAACCCAUCAAGUACAGAGGUGUAGAUCAUCUUUCAGACAUGCUGCUUUAUUACAACCAGACUUCUGAUAUAUUGUACUAUGAAGUACUGGAUAUUCCACUGCCGGAGUUGCAAGGCUUAAAAACAUUGAAAGUUGCAUUUCAUCAUGCUACAAAGGAUGAGGUGUCCAUUCAUUCCAUGAGACUGCCAAAAAAUAGCACUGUUGGCGAUGUGCUCAAUGACCUGAAAACAAAGCAGGUUGAGUUGUCUCAUCCAACUGCUGAGCUACGAUUACUCGAGGUCUUCAAUCACAAGAUCUAUAAGGUCUUUCCACCUAAUGAAAAGAUAGAAACUAUUAAUGAUCACUACUGGACGUUGCGUGUGGAGGAGAUUCCAGAAGAAGAGAAAAAUAUCGGUCAACAUGAUCGCUUGAUUCAUGUGUAUCAUUUCAUAAAAGACCCGCAGAACCAGAUGCAGGUUCAAAACUUUGGGGAUCCUUUCUUCUUAGUUAUUCAUGAAAGUGAAACCUUGUCUGAGGUCAAAGUACGCAUCCAGAAGAAACUGCAGAUUCCAGAUGAGGAGUUCUCCAAGUGGAAAUUUGCGUAUGUUUCACUUGGUCGCCCUGACUACCUUCAAGAUUCAGACGUUGUGUCAGCUCGAUUUCAGAGGAGUAUUUAUGGAGCGUGGGAACAGUAUCUCGGAAUGGAGCAUGCAGACACCACUCCAAAAAGGGCUUACACUGCUAAUCAGAACCGCCAUACACUUGAGAAGCCUGUGAAAAUAUACAACUAGAGAAUAACAUCGGCAAGCUGAUGUUGUCAUCACCUCAUACGAAGGGAAAAUGAGGUACGAAACAUCAGAUAUGUAACAAAUAGCAGCUACGAGGUGAUUUGGCGAUUCAACAAUCGACACCAUAUGUACCGGCUUAAGUUUUUUUUUUUCUUUCUUUUUUUUUGUUCUCUAUUUAUGUGUUUUAUCUGAUCAACGGCACUGCUGUUCAGAAGAGUGCCGCUGUAUUUCAGUACAUAAGAAGAGUUUUCCAGUUAGGGUGAUUUAUAGUGGGUAUAGCUGAUGCUUUUUUUUCCCCUUUUUUGGUGGGGCCUUUCUCUCUAUGUUUAUUCCGAUCUUGCUAGUCCUCUUUUUCCCUAUAUUUUUGAUAGCGAGAGAGUUGCUGUAUAAAAUGGUUGGUUCUCUUUUCACUGGAUUUCCGACUCUUUCUUGAGGUUUGUAAAAGAAACAAAAGUGCACCUGUCUUGAUAUAUUGGCUUCGCGA